Molecule: messenger RNA, 1660 nt
Organism: Salvia splendens (bonfire salvia)
Lineage: Eukaryota; Viridiplantae; Streptophyta; Magnoliopsida; Lamiales; Lamiaceae
Exons: 4
Coding region: 816-1469 (217 amino acids)
Source: RefSeq, a predicted model, not a curated record
UCGAUCUCCAAGCCUCUGCCUCACUUCUUCAAAAAUACGCCUCACUUCCUACAAAUUUCAACAAGAAGUUCUUCCACAAUUCUCUCAUUCUGCCUCCCUCCCUCCAUUCUUUCCGGCGACUGAACAAUCCGGCGACUCCAUUUCUCCGGUAACUGUAUUUCUGAUUCAAGACAAGUUUGAUUAUUGAAGAUGAAGCCCAUGUUAUGUAAAAACUCUUCACUUGAGUCGGUUUUAGAAGAGAUAAUGCAUCAAAACGUGAUCGAAUCAGUUGUAUUUUCUACGGUCGAGUCAAUUCUGCGUAAUAGAAACAGAAAACGCUUCAGAAGUGAAUUUGUUAGGCCCUACGCAAUGGUUCCUAAGAUGCCUGAUCAAGUCAAGCAUUUAAGUAGGUUGGUAGGUGUUACAGAUGUCGAUUGUAUCAAUAACCUUAGAAUGGACCGUAACACGUUUGGUAGGCUUUGUCUUUUGUUGAGACAAAUUAGUGAUCUGUCAGAUGGAAAAUAUGUCAAAAUAGAAGAGCAAGUGGCUAUGUUUUUAGGUGUUCUAGCACAUCAUAACAAAAAUAGGAUUGUCUCAUUUACUUUCUUGAGAUCCGGCCAUACGGUGUCAAGGUAUCUACAUGCAGUCUUGAAUGCCAUCAUAAAACUACAUGUCAUUCUUUUUGUCAAACCUGAACCAGUACCUGAUGAUUGCACUGAUUCGCGAUGGAAAUGGUUUAAGGGAUGUCUAGGCGCACUAGAUGGUUCAUACAUAAAUGUUAUGGUCCCCAACGAAGAUAAGCCAAGAUAUAGGACACGGAAGGGGAUGGAAAGAUAAUGCCUAGCCAAUUUUUGUACGAAGCACAGGCUGCUAUUCAAAGUGAAGUUGGCUGUAGGAUUUCUAGGGACGAUUUGUACGACCGCCUCCAUGUGUUGGAGCAGCGCUAUCGUACUUUCAAAUAUAUAGACGACUUGCCUUCGACAUAUUGGGACAUUCAUCGUGGUAAGGUGGUUGCAUCAGAUGAAGUAUGGAAAUCAAUCAUCAAGAAAAAUAAUUUUGCCUCAGCCUAUUACUAUCGCGACGAUCCGGAGUUCCCCCAAUUGGAGUCUCUGUUCGGCGAGAAAGCCACCAAACCCGAGCGCAAUAGAAGUGUGAUUGUCAUAUCUGACUCCACGUGCCCUGUUAGUGAUGGUGGAGGUUCUAAAGCAGUGAAGCCUGUUGUGAGUGAAGAGGUAACAUCUCCUGUAGGUGCUGACUUGCUCAAGAGUCGACGCAAGCUAUUUACAAGGGAACUAGGCCCGUUAGAUGUCGAUUCCAUUAACUACAAAGGGCAUAACUACUAUGCGAUUGGACCAAAGGAGGAAAAGAAGUACAAAUUUGAGGACGUUUACCCACCACGUCCGCGUCAACUCGAUGGGAAGAAACCUAUCAACUCUUAUGGUAGUUCUUGUGGUUCUUCAACCCCGAUCAAACGUAACCUGUCCAAGUGAUGCAUGUUUUGAUGUUCGCCAUCUUUUUUUGCCACACGUUGUCGUAGUUCCAUCAUCUAGUGUGGUUGCUAUCGUUUAACUUUUGAUGUCUAAUUUUGCUAUGUUGUGAUUGUGUUGGUUUUACCGAUGUUGUAUUAUUAAAAGACGUCAUUUUCCUAUUAAAUCAUGUUAUGUCUUUUGUUGAGGUGAAA